GGCACCAAACCAAACCAAAGCGAAUCAAACCUUACGUGUUCUUCCGCGUCCGUUCAGGCGAGAUGCUCGUUCGGAUCAUCGCCGGUACUGGACUCCUCGGCGGCGGCGUUGCGGCGUUUGUGUUCUGCAGCGAGGAGCCGAAGGAGAGCAAAUCGUACAGGAGCACCGACUUCGCGCGUUCCACACACUGGAACAGCAACUGGGACAGGCGGGACCCUCACUUCUGUGUGAGACCACCGGAGGACUCUUCACCGGCCGAGCAGAUUCGUUACGAGGAUGAAGUGACGAAGGCCAAACCGACGCGAGAUCGGUAUCUCUACCUGAUUCGCCACGGUCAGUUCAACGUGAAGGGCGCCACGGACAAGGAGUGCGCGCUUACAGAGCUUGGUCGCAAGCAGGCGGAUCUGACGGGUCGGCGGUUAAAGCAGACGGGCAUCCCGUUCACGAGGAUGGUGCACUCGACCAUGACGCGGGCCACCGAAACGGCCGAGAUCAUCCACAAGCACCUGGCGCCGCUUCCGAUCGAGUCGUGCGAGCUCAUCUGCGAGGGGGCGCCCGUGCCCCCCGAGCCACCCUUCAGGCUUACGACGUGGAGCCCGACGGACAGAAACUUUUUCGUAGAGGGCGCCCGCAUCGAAGCCGGCUUCCGCAAGUACUUCCACCGGGCGCCUCCCACUCAGCAGGAGGACUCGCACGAGAUCAUCGUCUGCCACACGAACGUGAUCCGCUACUGGGUGUGCAGGGCCCUGCAACUUCCACCGGAAGCCUGGUUGCGCCUGUCCCUGCCCCAUGCCAGCACAUCGGUCGUGAAAAUCACGCCCUUGGGAGAUGUCUCCCUGCAGGCGCUCGGCUGCGCCGGUCACAUGCCCAUGGAGAUGAUAACAAAGUGACGCUGCCGGAACUCCCAAGAAUUUCAAUGAGAGCACGCAUUUCUUGCUCCACGUGCUCCGGAGUGACCGUAGCAUGUAUGGCUUGGGCUUCAGCCGUCACCGUGCUUCAAAUUAUAAACACCUACCUGAA
Molecule: messenger RNA, 1020 nt
Organism: Dermacentor albipictus
Lineage: Eukaryota; Metazoa; Arthropoda; Arachnida; Ixodida; Ixodidae
Product: serine/threonine-protein phosphatase PGAM5, mitochondrial-like
Biological process (GO): positive regulation of mitochondrial fission; peptidyl-threonine dephosphorylation
Cellular component (GO): mitochondrion
Molecular function (GO): protein serine/threonine phosphatase activity
Source: RefSeq, a predicted model, not a curated record